Armigeres subalbatus is the source of this 711-nucleotide messenger RNA. RefSeq names its product mitochondrial transcription rescue factor 1. The transcript has 2 exons. Gene Ontology annotation, biological process: regulation of mitochondrial transcription. Gene Ontology annotation, cellular component: mitochondrion. The record is from RefSeq and is a predicted model, not a curated record. Gene Ontology annotation, molecular function: RNA binding. NCBI's taxonomy places the organism in Eukaryota, Metazoa, Arthropoda, Insecta, Diptera, Culicidae. Bases 10 to 639 code for a protein of 209 amino acids.
AGUGAUAAAAUGUCGUUUUUGAUCCGUGGAACGAUGAAUCGGGGUCUUUUUCGCUCACUGCGUAACAGCUUUCCUUUGGCUUCUUACUGCAGCAUACAGCAGUCGGUUCGAAAUUCAGAAACAAGGCGCAGUUUAGUCAGUUUCAAUUCGGCUUCGAGCAUCACGUUACACAAUCAAUCCAAUCUGCAGAUUGUUCGAUGGAAAUCUAAAAAAUCCAACCGGAAGGAACAGUCUCGCCAGCAAGAGGAGAAUGAAGAGGAAGACGAUGAUGAUGAAAAAUCAGAAGAUUUUGAAGACUUGGAAUUGGAUAAGCACGUGAGGCUGGUGAAGACGAGUGUAAAUUCCAUGCGGGCCGAUGUGUUACUAAAGGCAGGGCUGGGUAUAGCCAGAAAUAAAGUGGAAACCCUAUUCUACGAGAGCAAGAUACGCGUCAACGGUAAGAAAUUGCUGAAGAAAAGUUCAACCCUGGAGGUGGGAGAUGAGCUCGAUGUCGUUCGAGGCGUGAGUCCAACCAACGAGGAUCAUCUGAUAGUGUCACGAGUGGAAGUACUCGCUGCAAAUCCGAAGUCCGAAAGUAUCGGUGUUAGCCUUCGGCGCCAGAAAACGCUCAUCAUAGAGGACUACGACAAGGGGAAUUAGAUUACUAUCAUCUGAUGUUUGUUUAGAAUAAAACUUUAUCUUCUGUUGGUUUUCUGUAUUAUUUUUCUAAAU